Messenger RNA from Carica papaya (papaya), 515 nucleotides. The record is from RefSeq and is a predicted model, not a curated record. Lineage: Eukaryota; Viridiplantae; Streptophyta; Magnoliopsida; Brassicales; Caricaceae.
GGUUCUCCUCUGCUUCAACAGCCACUCCUCGUCUCUUUUCCACCACCAUCUUCCUCUGCUCUGUUUCAACUACCAAUUGAAUUACAUACAGAGGAAAAAUAAUGCAGAUAACUGGAGUUAUAAGCGAUGUAUCGGUGGCAGUUCCAUCGUCUGGUGGAGGUUUCUGUCUCAAACAUGUCCACUCUGUCUCUCAUUACUCCUCCGCUUUUUUCUCUUCUUCUCCUCAAUUCUCCAAGAGAUAUCCUUCGUUUUGCAUUCCAAAGCCGGGAAUCGGACUGCCCAAAUGCCGUACGAGAGGCUUGACUGUGAGUGCGUCAGGGAAUUCUAAUGAUAAUUUGGUUCCAAUUGCUCCUGUUCAAUUGGAGUCUCCAGUUGGCCAGCUUCUGGCACAAAUAUUAAAAACGCAUCCUCAUUUACUGCCUGCUGCCAUUGAUCAGCAGCUAGAGAACCUACAGAGUGAUAAAGAGGCCCAGACAGAAGAAACUUCUUUAUCUCAGGAUCUUCUUUACAGGUGA